Molecule: messenger RNA, 627 nt
Organism: Panicum virgatum (switchgrass)
Lineage: Eukaryota; Viridiplantae; Streptophyta; Magnoliopsida; Poales; Poaceae
Product: extensin-like
Exons: 1
Coding region: 1-627 (208 amino acids)
Source: RefSeq, a predicted model, not a curated record
AUGCCACCCCCGGUCUUUGGGCCUGCCCCACCUCCAGCACCGCCAGCAAACCAGCCACCACAACCCCCUGCACCGCUGCACCCCGCUGCCUUCCUCGGUGCCACCAUCCUCUGCCACGGCUUUGUUAACGCCUACCCGCUGCCCCGCCUUCCUGCUUUCCCGCUGGUGAUCACUGCUACUACUACCGCGCCACCUCGCCAGCCUCGCACCUUUUACCCAUCCAUCCCGCUCCUCGCUUGGCAUCCGGCUCCACUGCCUGACACACCUCCUCCACCACCACCUACCCCUGUCUCCUCCCCUGAGCACCCUUCUCCCGUGAAGGAAGCGCCUGCCCGCGCGUGGCCGCCGCAUGCCAAGCCGCCGUGCCGCGAGCCCAGUUCACGCUUGGCCGCUAAGGAAAAGCCUACCUUCAUCACCAUGACAGCGAAGGCAACUCAACUCAAGACACUCAAGAACACACUGUCCUCCUGUUCCCGUGACCUGCAAGAUCAAGUUGCCAAGCACGGGCUCCUACGCAAGAAGAAGAAACCCCUGGGCGGCACUGAUCUCUGCAAGUUCGCCGCAGCCGCAGGCAUUGGGCCGGUGGCGUCUGCGCAGCUGAACCUGGUGCUACAAUCCAAGGAAUGA